Molecule: messenger RNA, 5872 nt
Organism: Girardinichthys multiradiatus
Lineage: Eukaryota; Metazoa; Chordata; Actinopteri; Cyprinodontiformes; Goodeidae
Product: consortin-like
Exons: 13
Coding region: 187-2616 (809 amino acids)
Biological process (GO): positive regulation of Golgi to plasma membrane protein transport
Cellular component (GO): plasma membrane; trans-Golgi network; transport vesicle
Molecular function (GO): connexin binding
Source: RefSeq, a predicted model, not a curated record
GAGCUGCAGUAACAACCCCUGGCUGGCUGUCUGACUGCGGGUAGCGCCUAUACAACACUCCGUACAGCAACAACAUCCUCGGCAAGGUGUCUGAUGCUGAGCCCCCUGCCCUCCAGCCUCUCUUUCCAGCCGCUUGAAGAGAGGCGUCCCUGACUGCCAUCACUGGCCCUUGAGCUGGCGAAGCCAAUGGAUCAUGGUCUGUUUGAGAUGGAGGGCGGCACAAUGUCACAAGUUCAUGUGGACGGCUUUGAGCUCUGUGACAACUUAUCUAACUCCGAAGCCCUCACAGCCCAAACCCGAAACCUCAAUGAGACGCUCGCACAAACUCUUUCCCAAACUGAUGAGGGAGGAACGUGCAGCUCCAUCCAAAAAACCUCCCUGGACAACAAUGGGAAGGAGGAGGUUGAAACUGGAAAAGAGGAAUACUUAGAAGGAAGCAGAGAUGUGGAUGAGGAAGAGGAUGUCGAUCAAGUCAUGAAGGAAGAAGAGGAGGAAUCUGAGACAUCAAGCUCUUUGAUAUGCUGCCAGUCUCCAGAUACUCCCAUGACUGAUUCCUCAUAUUCAGAGACAGGCAGUCUGCUGGAAACUCCAUAUCCCUUCAGCCCCAGGACCAGUCCAGAACCUACAUCCCCUGUCAUUCCAGUUCUUAGCCCGGAGACUUUGCAUCCCACUAAUUCAUUUGAACUGAGUCCGAGCAGUGUGGAAGUCAUUUCUAGGGCCACCAACUCUGGAUUGGAUUCAACCGAAACAGAGGCUGUCAACUUCAGACAAGUAGAGUCAGUAGAUUUAACUUCACACGUUACAACGUCAGGCACACAGCUUGGCAGCUCUUCUGGGCCUAGAUGUAGCACAGUAGCCUCUGAUACAAUAUUAAAGGACUCCUGUCCAGAACAGCCUACCUCUUCCAAGGAGCCUGUCUCCAACUGUGGGCCUACUUUUUCUGGAGGGACCAGCAGCUCAAGUACAGGACCUGUCAUCUCAGCUGGGCUCAGCAGUUCUACUGAAUCCACUCUUUCAAGAGUAACAGCACAACCCUCUACCUUCAUUACAGGGAGUAAUACCACAGCUAAAGAGUUCACUAAAAGCUCAUUACCUACAUCCUUAAAUCAGGAACAGUUUUCCUCCACUCCAGUUCCUGAUUAUUCUUUAGUUUCAACCUGCUCAACAGGAUCUAUUUUAAACCCAGCUCUCCUGGAGUCUCUCGAGGAGCAGGCAGAAAGCGAUGAUGGUACCCACCUUCCACACUACCUUCAUCAGAUCGCUGAGACCUUUGUCCUUCAGAAAGACUACCAGCGAGCAUUAUUGUUUAUCCAGCUAGAGCAGCUUUACCACCAGAGAGUAUUGGAAAACCUGAAUGCACUUCAAGAGCAGUGGGUGAGUCACUGUGGAGGGACAUCGCCUGAGCUGGCAGCCACCCACCUGGACUCUCUAAAACACAUCUGCCAGACGCACACUAGACCAAGGACACGAGAUGCAGAGGUUGCUCUUCUGGACAAUUUGAGACUUAAAUUUGAUGGUGGUGAUUCCCGGUCUUCAUGUAUCUCAGGUCAUCAGGUUAAAAGAGUGAUGGAGCAGAGAGCCAAGGACUCCUCUGGUCCUGCUACACUCUCUGCUAAUUUGCUUGAAAGGCUCAAUCUGCCUGAAACAGGCAGGGAACACCCAAAUGGAAAAUCAGAGAGGAGGGACAUUUUUUAUGGCUCUGAGCAGACUCGAAAGCAAGCUUACAGCUUAGAGGUGGAAGGAGGGGUAGAACGCACCACUUCAGCCCCGGGAAAUGGGCUGCACCCCUCCACAUCUGGGGGAAUGGAUCGCUCCGACCCCGCAGAGCAGCAGGAGGAAGAUUUAGGUCCUGCACGGGAAGCAGAAGAGAAACAGGAGGAGGACAAUAGUGAAGUGGAGGAGGCAGCAGAGGCUCUGGAGAUGGAAGAAGAGGGGACAGAAGACGAGGACGAGGAGAGCGAAGGAGACUCUCAUUUGUGUCAGGGAGCUCCCUCAGUGGAGACUCUGGUCAGUGGGGCAGGGUUGCAGCUGCACUGGGAUGCUUCAGCUCAGGAGAAGCUACAUGUAUACCAGGAUACUCAGGAGGGCUCUGAAACCUGCCUGAACGAGGAGGCACUCCCUUCCCAGGAGGCUGAUCCGGAGCAACAAGAACCAUAUGCUGAAGAGAGGGAGGAAGAAGAGGACUGCAAAGCUGACUUUAUCAGGAGAACCCCUUCGCUGGACGACAUGGCAAAGCUCAUUACCGUGGAGGAGAUCUCCCCUGCUUCUGGACUUGUCUCCAUCUUAAAGAAGCGAAGUGUGUAUGUGGACAGCCUGGCGAGUUCUGCUGGUCCGGAGCCCGGACCUGAGAAACCCACCGCCAAAAGACGUGUCCGCUUCAAAGUUCCUGAUGAUAGCGAUGACCAGGAAGUUGGUGGCAGCGACUCCUGUCUGCUCCUCUUCCUCCUUUGUCUGGUUACUGUAGUCAUCAGUAUCGGUGGCACCGCCCUUUAUUGUGCUCUGGGUGAUGCCCAGUCCUCGGUCUGUCAGGACUUCUCCAGAAAUGCAGACUUUUACAUCAGCCAGAUACGCCGCGGGAUAGCUCAGCUGCAACACUGGUAUACCUCUGGGUCAUAGCAGAAAACAGUUGGUCAACAACAUGGAGCCUCUGGCAUGUUGAUUCCUGCAGUUCCUGCUGCUUCCCAGGACAAUGGGUAUUGAGGUUCCUCAUGGUCACUAAAGAGCCUACUGCCAUUUAAUUUGUGGCUGAACAUCUAUUUGCAUUUAGCAUUUUCAAACCUGUAAUGUUAAUGCUCUGUGAAUGCAAUCCCCAGUGCACUUUUAAAAAAACAUAGUUCAGAUGUCUGUUUGCAGGGAAAUCCGCAGAAAAAACUAAAAGACUUAACUUCUGAUGUCUUAAUUUUUGUACCAUUGAAGAUCUGCCCACUUUCUUACAUUCUGCAAAAUUUAACAAAGUCUUCUGUGCACGACCUUUGCUGAGAGAAGUUUAGUGCUUCAGUUUCAAAUUUAUUGGCUAAAAAAGUUGUCCUAACUUGCAAACUUACUGUUUGACACUGGUGUCCAACUUCUGCAAAAGAUGGGGAUGAAAAUGGUGUCUAGUUUAACGCCAUUUAUCAUAAGAGAAGAAGCUCAUUAGAUGUUUUAUAAUUGGUGCAACAACAGGUGUUGCUUUUACUUAGGAUUUGUUUUUUAACAACAGAAAAUUUUACUUGAGAGAUAUAACUUUGCAUCUGUCUGCUACGUUGAAUGAAAUCUCCAUGUCCUAAGUGUAUCUUAAAAUACGAAAUGAAUGUCUGGAUGCUAAUGAUAAACUUUGCUUUGAUACAUCUUUUAAAGUGACAAAAAUCAUAGUGAAUUUGUUAAUAUUUACCAUCAGUGAAAUGCUAAUGGUGUACUAUCAUGUCAUAUAUGUUCAAUGUGGGUGAAAUUGUGUGAAACACUUUAUUUUAUCUUUUGCAUUUCAUUUGCAAUGAGCAGUUACUAAAGAGCUCCCUAUUGUCUGUGCAGCACAGAUCUGACUUGGUGCCCUCUUUAACUCUUUUUGGGUCUCCUGAGCAAGAUCUAGUUUUGUGUAGCAUAUUUAAAAUGUAGAGAAAAUGGUGCACAUCUGUACAUGCUGUCAAACGAUUGUUUAUCAUGUUGCACUUGAGACCGGUACUUUUUAAAACAAAUAUUUUUGAAGAUUUUGCAAUAUUUCUACAGGCAUUUUUAUUAUUUUUGUUAGGCCUAAACAUGGGCAUGAAUUAAGAUCAUCAGAUACGAAACCGUUCAUAUGGCCUAAAUGUUUACACAGACCACUUCAGCACAGAACCCCUGAACUACUUGUUUGUGUCAAAAUACGAAAUGUUUUAUUCAUGUGAAAUUUAGAAAAAUAUAUAUUGUUAACGUUAUUUACUUGGUGUAGAUAAUCGAUACAGGACCACAUGAAGCUUUAUCUGCCUGUGUGUUUGUUCUUUCAGGGAAUUCUGGGAAUUAAUCUGCUAAGACAGCCAGUCUGUUCUGGUAGAUCUCCCUAAAAAUAAUUUUAGAAAAUGAGGAUGAGUUGCCACCAAUUGGUCUUCCAUACAUGUCAUCGAGAUAACAUCAUUUUUUUUAUUUUUUUAUUUAUUUAUUAUCUAUAAAUCUUAAUUUUGUCUCAUUGAGGUCAUUAAAUAACCUAAUAACCUCUUUUGACUCAACUCUAAGACACAUUGCAAUGCUUUCUUUGGUGUUGUGGAGGAUUGAUUAACAAACACUCGUGGAAAUCCUCAAAUCUCAUACAAAGUGCUUUGGUGGGAUAGACUAAAGUGGACAAAAGUGGGCGAAAAUUAAUGUUCCUUCCUACGUAAUGUUUUCUUAAAAGGCUUAUAUCGUCUUUUUUAUAAACUAUUUUUUUCCGUUUUUAUUUUCAUUUUGAGGCUUGUAACACAUGAUAGUUAUAUUAAUUUCCACCUGCUUAAAAAUGAGAAAGAGAAAAAGCAAGAAGAACACAGCCUAAAGCUGCAGAAGAGUAAUUAUGUUGUGUUUGCAUUGAUGCUUGGAACACACGCAUCAGUAAAAGUAAUGACAUGAUAGUCUCCAGCUGAAGUUUCAGCUCAUGAAGUGAAGAUUUAUGUAGUGAUGUAUCCACUGAGUAGGAAAAAGUCAAAAAAAAUAUUGCCAGAGAGCUAUAGGUUGGAGACCUAACAAACCGGCAACCCAUGAAGAGAUUUAUAAGCACUCGGUUCUUAAAUCAUAGGCAAAUGACUGCUUGUGACAAAAAUAUUCAUUCAUAUUCUGGCAGGCUUCAGAUAAGCGAUGUAAUUUCUGCUCUGGUUCUGUCCAGCAUUGUUACUCUGAUGAUGUCAGCAUGUUCUUUUCAAUUACUGUGCUGCCAGAAAGGCCCACAUUAUUUUGGCGAGCCAUGUAGCGAUUGUGCAAAUUUUCCACAUACUUGGUAGUUUAAUAAUGAGGACUUAACUACACUAAAGCAGUGUAGUUGUCAAAACGUUAUUCCGAGGACCCUGUCCGUUAGGGCUGCACAAUUUAAGGAUAACAUGCGAUAUAUGACAUCAUCAUCCAUAUAUGGAAGUGCCUUCCAGUUUUAGUCUGCUCGAAAGGCUCUUGUACUUUCAGAAAAGUGCGUUUUGAAAUCAUUUACCCGCUUUGAAAACUCAUGUUAAGACAAAUUGAAAUUUAUUUUUCAUACUUUCACUAUUUUUAGGUUUUCUGGCUCUAAUAUAUGAUAAUAUAGGCCCUUUAAAGACUAAACAGUAUUAGUCUCUCUCCAGGUGUGUCACUCAAAAACCUAAUGAUUUGUUUAGGACAUGAGGAUUUUCCUGUACUUAAGGAGUUGUUGAUGCAUUAAUAUUGAUAUUUUUAUUUGCACUUGUCAGCUGGCUGGUUCAGAUGACAAUUAUCAAAAAACUACUUUUAUUUAACCUUUCAGAUUAUUUGUAAUUGUUUAUGAGACCAGGGAUGUAUAAGUGGUUUUAAAAAGGCAGAUCCAACUUGUGGUUUGUGCUUGAUCUCUUCAGAUGACUGCUGUAGUUUAUUUUCUAUAUUAACUUUGUUCUUUUGAGAACUUUGUUGAUCCUCCUGGUCCAUUAUGUUUCUUCUGUCCUGAUUUUCCUAACAUAAAUAUGAUUUAUGACUUUCUGCCAAUGCUGUCUUUAUCAUCUUCUGCAUGAGAAUUGUUAAACUAUUCAAGUAUUCUUUGUUUCAUCUAAAAGUAUUAAACCUGUUUUUAUUUUUUUUAAACCUUUCAGCCCGACAUUAAAAAGAAGUAGAUAAAUGGUGAUGAAUAAUCAGAGUGUACUGCUACUCAGUCUGACAAGACUUUCAUGCAUCAUUUUAUAAACUCUGAAUUGUUUUCUGAGUUGUAAAUUUGGUUUAAUAAAACAAAUUUUCCUUA